Messenger RNA from Cajanus cajan (pigeon pea), 1569 nucleotides. RefSeq names its product mitochondrial inner membrane protein OXA1. Gene Ontology annotation, molecular function: membrane insertase activity. Gene Ontology annotation, cellular component: mitochondrial inner membrane. The record is from RefSeq and is a predicted model, not a curated record. Lineage: Eukaryota; Viridiplantae; Streptophyta; Magnoliopsida; Fabales; Fabaceae. Gene Ontology annotation, biological process: protein insertion into mitochondrial inner membrane from matrix.
AUUCCGAGAGUGUCUAAAACCUUGGCCUCAGGCCUUUCUCUUAACAUAAACUACCUAAAACCCCUUCUUCUCUUGUGCAGAGCGGCUCAACCAGAAGGCUGCGCCACCACCUCACGUUCGAUCGUCCACGAAGUGGCCAAGGAUACCAAUGGCUUACCGACGUUGCCUCUUGAUGAGAGCGAACAUCAUAGAUCGGAGGUGCCAUCCGUCUCUCAGUUAUGUUCUCCAUAGCGAUGAAGGGAAACGCGAGGGCCGUGAUGAAAAAUCAUCUUCAGCUGGCGGUAGUAAUUUUACCCAAAUAAGGUCCUUUGGAAGCUCUCUUAAUGGACCAAUGGGGUUCUUUGCUCCUUCUGGAGAUAGGUUUCCUUCUCCAAGCGCUGGAUACAAUUUUUGCCGAUAUAUGUCGACAGUUAAUCAGGGUUCAGAUAAGAUGGAGAAUGACAUAAUGACUGAUGUAGCUGAUGUUCUCACUGACGCAACCAUGGAGACUGUAGCUGCUCAGGCUCCUAUUGUUAAUGAAGUUGCAAUCGCUGCUGCUGAUUCUUUUUUGCCUGUGAAGGCCUUGCAGUAUAUGAUAGAUGCUGUGCAUUCCUACACCGGGUUAAAUUGGUGGGCAGCCAUAGUUCUAACAACCCUUUUGAUUCGAAGCGCUACAGUUCCACUCUUAAUAAAUCAACUUAAGGCCACUUAUAAACUUACGUUAAUGAGGCCUCACUUGGAAGAGAUAAAGCAACAGAUGGAAGGGAUGACUAUGGACCCCGUCGCCAUUGCUAAAGGUCAGCAGCAGAUGAAGAAGCUAUUUAAGGAAUAUGGUGUGCAUCCUUUCACGCCAUUGAUGGGACUCUUUAUUCAAGGUCCUAUUUUUGUUAGUUUUUUUCUUGCGAUAACCAAUAUGGCUGAAAAAGUGCCAUCAUUCAAGCAUGGCGGAGCUUUUUGGUUUAUUGAUCUUGCAACUCCAGAUGCCUUGUACAUUUUUCCAUUUUUGGCUGCAUUGUCAUUCUUAAUAACAGUGGAGUGUAAUUUGCAAGAAGGGAUGGAAGGAAAUCCUGUGGCUGGUACCAUGAAAAAUGUCUCUAGGGGACUUGCUGUUCUUACAGUUCCUUUCACCAUGGGAUUUCCAUCGGCAGUUUUCUGUUACUGGGUUACAUCAAAUUUGUUUUCACUUAUGUAUGGACUUGUACUUAAAGUUCCUGGUGUAAAGAAAACAUUGGGUAUUCCUGAAAUUCCUGUUGCAGCACCCACCAAUCCUCAAUCUCCCUUUUCUAUAUUUCCGGCUCUAAAACAAGCUACAACAACGACAAAUGGGCCAAGCUCAAUGCCAGAUGAACCAUCAAAGCAUUCAAAUAAAAAGAUAUCUUCUUCUGCUGUUAUUAGUCAAAGGCUUAGAAGUUUAGAGAAACAGGUGAAAGGAAGAAAGAAAAACAAGAAGUGAGGAAAAUUUACUAAUUCCUAAGUUAUGCUAUCUAAUCAUAUGGAGCAGUUGUGCUCAGAUUUUUGUUAUAUUUUAUUAUCCUGGGAUGAAGGGAAAAUUAGUUCAAACUUUGUUAUUGCUAGUUGUUGAGAUUCAAA